This is a messenger RNA of Candoia aspera, 3488 nucleotides long. RefSeq names its product zinc finger protein 420-like. Gene Ontology annotation, molecular function: DNA-binding transcription activator activity, RNA polymerase II-specific; RNA polymerase II cis-regulatory region sequence-specific DNA binding. The transcript has 5 exons. Lineage: Eukaryota; Metazoa; Chordata; Lepidosauria; Squamata; Candoiidae. The record is from RefSeq and is a predicted model, not a curated record. The coding region runs from base 148 to 3459 and encodes 1103 amino acids. Gene Ontology annotation, cellular component: nucleus. Gene Ontology annotation, biological process: regulation of transcription by RNA polymerase II.
CUGGAGGCCACUUGAGAGCUGAAUGGCCUUGAAAAACCUCUCCCGGCCUCUCUCUGCAGUCCAUUCAGGUCCUGGGACUGGAAAGACCUUUGGAGGCCCAGAGACCAGCAGGCCCCUCGUGGAUCUGUGCCGGAGAACGGAGCGAAAAUGGAUGCAGCCCAGCCAGCGUGCAAGGGAGUGGGAACAGGCCCUGCCGCUGCUCAGCCUGGGAGCGGUGGGGAGGGCUGGGCAGGACGUGGGCAGAGGAUCCGGGAGGAGGAAGCCCUCAGUUCCGAGAUGCAGCAUUGGCACUUCAGGAAUAGUCCCCUUCAGGAGGCCGAGGGGCCGCGCGAGCUCUGCAGCCGCCUCCACCACCUUUGCUGGGGGUGGUUGCAGCCAGAGAAACACACCAAGGCUCAGAUGUUAGACCGGGUGAUCUUGGAGCAGUUCCUGGCCAUCCUGCCCAGGGAGAUGCAGCACUGGGUGCGGGAGUGCCGAGCAGAGACCAGCUCCCAGGCGGUGGCCCUGGCGGAAGGCUUCCUCCUGAGCCGGGCGGCGGAGAAGGAGCAGGAAGGACGCCAGGUUCCGUGGCCCUUCCUGGAGGUGGGCACUAAUUGUCCUGAGGAAAGGGUGGAUCCCGCAAAUCCCUCUCAGGAGCCGUGUUUCCGAGGGAUCUCCAAGGAGGAAGGGAGCAAAAUGGAGUCACCGUUAUUCAUUGGAUCAUCUCCUUGUACUGGUGGCGCUGAAAGAGCAGCUGGACCUCCAGCUCAGGGAUCCUUCCUCGUUCAGGUUCCUGUGUCCUUUGAGGAGGUGGCCGUCCAUUUCACCAAUGAAGAGUGGUCGCUGCUGGAUCCCAGCCAAAAAGCCCUGCACCGGGAAGUCAUGUUGGAGACGUCUAGGAGCAUGGCCUCCUUAGGUGAGGGUCCCUCUGGGGGAAGAUUAAGUCAGAUUGAUGGUCAGGAGAAUGAAAAUUACCAAGAGCCAAGUGUGAGGCCAUCACAGAUAAUCAAAAUUGAAACACCAGAAGAGAUGUCUGCAAAUAAGUGGGGAAGGAGGAGAUGCGAGAAAACCCAACCUUACAAUUGGAGAGGAAAAUCCACUCUUGAAUGUGAGGAAAUGGAUCACUUCCUGACCCAACGUGAUUGCAAGGAAAGCAAUAUGGGAAAGUGUCGAGGAAGGGGGAACAUAUUCCAAGCAAAGUCCAAUUUCAGUAACCACUGCGAAUCUGGGAAGAGCUUCGGCAAUAAUAACCAUGUUACUCCCCAUAAAAUCGUCCAUGGAAGGGAGAAGCCCUAUAAAUGUGUGGAGUGUGGAAAGAGCUUUAGGUGGAGAGGUAAUCUAACUGCCCAUAAAAGGAUCCAUUCAGGGGAAAAACCCUAUAAAUGCACAGACUGUGGAAAAAGCUUCCGUAUGAAAAGUUCCCUUAUUUUUCAUAAAAGGAUCCAUACGGGAGAGAAACCCUAUAAAUGCCUGCAGUGUGGGAAAGGCUUCACCACAAGCAGUGAGCUUACCUCCCAUCAAAGGAUCCACACAGGAGAGAAACCCUAUAAAUGCCUGCAGUGUGGAAAGAGCUUCAGUCAUAGUGGUUCCCUUACUUCCCAUAAUAGGAUCCAUUCAGGGGAAAAACCCUAUAAAUGCAUGGACUGUGGAAAAAUCUUUAGUAUGAACAGUUCCUUUACUUUUCAUAAAAGGAUCCAUACAGGAGAGAAACCCUAUCAAUGCCUGGAGUGUGGAAAGAGCUUCACCACAAGCAGUGAGCUUACUUCACAUAAAAGGGUCCAUACAGGAGAGAAACCCUAUAAUUGCACGGAAUGUGGAAAAAACUUCAGUCAUAGUGGUUCCCUUACUUCCCAUAAAAGGAUGCAUUCAGGGGAAAAGCCCUAUAAAUGCAUGGACUGUGGAAAAAGCUUCAGUUUGAACAGCUCCUUUACUUUGCAUAAAAGGAUCCACACAGGAGAGAAGCCCUAUCAAUGCAUAGAGUGUGGGAAGAGCUUCAGCCAUAGUGGUUCCCUAACUUCCCAUAAAAGGGUCCACACAGGAGAGAAACCCUAUCAAUGCCUGGAGUGUGGAAAGAGCUUCAGCAACAGCAAUCACCUGACCUCCCAUAAAAGGAUGCAUUCAGGGGAAAAACCCUAUAAAUGCACAGACUGUGGAAAAAGCUUCAGUUUGAACAGCUCUUUUACUUUUCAUAAAAGGAUCCACACAGGAGAGAAACCCUAUCAAUGCAUAGAGUGUGGGAAGAGCUUCAGCCAUAGUGGUUCCCUAACUUCCCAUAAAAGGAUCCACACGGGGGAGAAACCCUAUCAAUGCCUGGAGUGUGGAAAGAGCUUCAGCAACAACAGUCAUCUGACCUCCCAUAAAAGGAUCCACUCAGGGUUGAAACCUUAUUUAUGCAAUGAAUGUGGGAAGAGUUUUAUAUCAAGCAGCUCCCUUACUAAUCACAUUAGUAUCCACACAGGGGAGAAACUGUAUCAGUGCAUGGAGUGUGGGAAAAGCUUCAGGUUGAAAACUCACCUAACCUCCCAUAAAAGGGUCCACACAGUGGAGAAACCCUAUCAGUGUACAGAGUGUGGAAAGAGCUUCAGUCAUAGUGGUUCACUUACUUCCCAUAACAGGAUCCACACGGGGGAGAAAAAAUACACAUGCAAUUUGUGUGGAAAGAACUUCAGGUGGAGGAAUCAACUUACUUCCCAUAAAAGGAUGCAUUCAGGUGAAAAACCCUAUAAAUGCAUGGACUGUGGAAAAAGCUUCAGUAUGAACAGUUCCCUUAUUUCUCAUAAGAGGAUCCAUACGGGAGAGAAACCCUAUCAAUGCAUAGAAUGUGGGAAGAACUUCAGCACAACCAAUGACCUUACUUCUCAUAAAAGGGUCCACACAGGAGAGAAACCCUAUCAGUGCAUAGAAUGUGGGAAGAGCUUCAGCAUGAACAGUUCCCUUACUUGUCAUAAAAGGAUCCAUACAGGAGAGAAAAAAUAUGAAUGCAUGUUGUGUGGAAAGAACUUCAUGUGGAGGAAUCAACUUACUUCCCAUAAAACGAUGCAUACAGGGGAAAAACCGUAUAAAUGCCUGGAGUGUGGGAAAAGCUUCAGUUUGAACAGUUCCCUUACUUCUCAUAAAAGGGUCCAUACAGGAGAGAAACCCUAUAAAUGCACAGAGUGUGGAAAGAGCUUCAGCACAAGCAGUGACCUUUCUUCCCAUAAAAGGGUCCACACAGGAGAGAAACCCUUUCAGUGCACAGUGUGUGGAAAGAGCUUCAGUGUGAACAGUUCCCUUACUUCUCAUAAAAGGGUCCACACAGGAGAAAAACCCUUUCAGUGCACAGAAUGUGGAAAGAGCUUCAGUAUGAACAGUUCCCUUACUUCUCAUAAAAGGAUCCAUACGGGAGAGAAACCCUAUCAAUGCAUAGAGUGUGGGAAGAGCUUCAGCACAAGCUGUAACCUUACUUCCCAUAAAAGGAUCCACAGGGAGAAGCAACCAUAGAAAUGCUUUGAAUGUGGAAAGAGUUUUUG